UACCGUCAUUUCUCAAUUCCGUGUACACACUGUGUAAAUUGUACUGGAUUUCCCUAAGUACAACGUCUUUGGCCGAUAUUUUUGCGGAUAACUUGUUUAAUUUGAAUAAACGAGGAAUAAGAGUUAUUUUAGGAGCACCCCUAGUGGAGAUGGCCUGAACUACACACCACAACAUCGGGGAAAAAGAUACGUCGCCAUGGAUAUGUGCCAGUCAACCCAACGACCCAACGAGGCAAUAAUCUUGUCUAAUCAUCAACAGACACAGCUGGCUUAAUAGCUCAGCAAUUUCCAAGGGACUCAGUUGAUGAACAGCCAAGAAAGCUUAGGAGAGCGGAAUUUUUGGGAAUACACUAUAGUUCAGUCAACAUUUGAAAUACACUAUAGUCCAGUCAAUGUUUGAAAUACACUAUGGUUCAGGAAAUGAACUAUAUUGAUGCCGAUGUUUGGAAUAUACUCAACUGCAGCUAGUGUUAUGAAUAAACUAUAGUGCAGCCAAGGUUAUGAAUUUGAUAAUAUAGUGCAGUACAUCUUUGGAGUACACUAUAGUGCAGCCACCUUUUGGAAUACACUAUAGUGCAGCCGAAUUUUGCAUUUCACUAAAGUGCAGCAUAUGUUAGGAAUACACUAUAGUGCAGCUGAAUUCUGUAAUUCACUUAAGUGCAGCCUGUGUUUGGAAUACACUAUAGUCGAGAACUAUAUUGCAGCCGAUAUUCAUUACACAAUAUUUGGAAGCCAAAACUAGGAAUGCAGCAAGUUAACCGGAGUUUGGGAUAAACAGAGUGUUUUAAGCCAGUUUUGGAAAUAUACAAUCGGAUAAGAUAACAUGUUUAAACUGAUAUUUGGAUAACAGAGCAUUUUGAGAAAAAAUUGGGAGCAAGUUAAAAACAGACAAUAGGAUUAGGCUGAAGCUUUCAAAUUAUGCAAGGAUACAGGGGCGAAGUUCGUUCAUGGAAUACUGCCGUUUUUGGACUGGUUUAGGAAUAUGCUACGUUAUUUGAGCUGCACCUUUAAUAGCAUAGGAACCGAUGCAAUAACAUCGCACCUUACAAGAAUACAGCCGAUAGAAGAAUAAACUACAAGAUCAAUAUUUAUUAAAUUGAAAAAUAUCAACUGCUGAUAUUUGGAUAAAGUUACUGGAUUAUAGUGCAAAUAUUUCAUAAUUUUGCAAAAACAUUAUCUAAUUUAAGCUCAAAAGACUUUGAAAUCUAUAACAAUGCUUUGAGUAGGCUGAAAUUUUUAGGCCACUAAACUAUCGGAAAACGCGUCACAACAAAAACUUAUUGUCAAGAUUUGCAGUCACAUUCACUUGUUGUUCAUACAGGAGUGUUAUCCUUUCAAACUUUCACGACUUAACACUGAACUGAGCAUAACACCAAAAGGAUCUCAACACUGAGAUUGUAGUACACUGAAAUUCUGUAUACACCAACAAGUAAACCUAAAAUUUCACUCGGAUGAAAUUUCAUAGCUAAAGUAUGAGAAUCUUGUCAAUUUGGAUGACAUAAUCAUUAGGCAUAACAGUCAGAAAUUAGCAUUCUUGAAACUAGAUCAAAGAAAACUUUCAAAAAAUGUGGAUUAUAAUGUCACAACUGACAGAUAUUGGAUGACCUGCAAUAAAAGAUGCCAAGUUGAUAUCUGAGGAAUGACUGUGUCAUUUUACUGUGUCAAUUUAAGGUGAAGUUGUGUCAAUUUCAAGUGGUGAGGAAUAUUGAUUCUGAUAAUGAGGAUACGAGGAUAGGCAGAGUUCUGAGAUCACGAUAUCUUAACUGGAGUGGAUAUGUUUCAGAUUGACUUGGGCUACUGGGAGCAGGAUUAAGAUAAGGAUAGAGAAGGCUCUGUUUGAAGAGACAAUCUCUGAUCUCGAAGAUCAAGCCAGGAUUCUUCGCAUUAAAAGUAGUUUAUCCGAUAUCUAUAAGAUCGAAUCAUGAUGCUAUGAUUACGUUUUAAAGAGCUGCGAUUAAGUUGACGGCGAUUCUUAUCAGUGUUGAUGGUAUUGCUUGUGUGCUCUUUAUGUGCUGAGUUCGCGACGAGCGUUGCAUUCUGUGAAAUUCGUAAAGUCAGCGCUGAGCUCGAUGGUACUGCCAUCGAUAUGGAGAACUUGAUUCAGAGAUCACUAAUGUGCUCUUUACUGACUCGUAUCGCAUCCUGUGAAAUUUGAUUCAGAUAAGUGUCGGUAUAGUGUUAAGUGGAACUGCUGUUGUUCUGCUAGAGCUGAUUCAAAUAUCGUCACCAGCCUGGAUUAUAACCCACAACUAACGAGUGAUGGAUAAGUGUUGAAUUAGUGUUGAAUAAGCGUUGAAUAAGUGUUGAAUUAGUGUUGGAUCAGUGUCAGCAAACUAUUGCAUACUUCUGUUGCAAUACUUUCGCGAAUUCAAGGAGAUUAUGUACAGCAAUGAUAAAAUAUUUUGGUCACUUUCAAGGAAAUAUCUCAAUAAUUGACUCUAAAAUACUCGGAAAAAUUACUGAACCGCAAAGCCAUAUUGGUGGAUAUUCUGGCAUCAGGCGAUCUCAUGGUCAAUAUUCAAAAAAGUGGGAAAAGCUGCUUGAAAUUACAAAUAGUUUUCAGUAACUAGGGGCAGCUGCGUGAACACAUCAUAAGUCAUAAGGGUGUAAUGAGAUGAGCAAUUAAAAGCUGUCUAAAUGAUUAUGAUGGUAUUUAACAGGAUCAUGGAUAUUCAUGUCAGCUGUAUUUGGAUCCAAAUUAUGGUUGUUAUUAGACAAAUGUUAGAGGGUAUUUGAGGUGAUGGUGUCAGGCAUGUCAGAUGUGAAAUUGUAUCAUUUUGACGCACGCAACUGCAAAGGAUAGCAUAUUUGACAAAAAAAGCUGCAACAGAUAGCCUUUUUGACACGUGAAACUGCAAAGGAUAGCCUUUUCGACACGUGUAACUGCAAAGGAUAGCCUUUUUGACACGUGUAACUGCAAAGGAUAGCCUUUUCGACACGUGAAACUGCAAAGGAUAGCCUUUUCGACAUGUGAAACUGCAAAGGAUAGCCGUUUUGACAUGUGAAACUGCAAAGGAUAGCCUUUUUGACACGUGAAACUGCAAAGGAUAGCCUUUUCGAUACCUGGAUCUGCAAAGGAUAGCAUUUUUGAAGACUUAGUAAAAAGCAUGCAACAUUCAUUUGAAAUGGACUGUUUCAUAGAACUGCUGUGAUCCGUACAUUGCAUUAGAGAUCUUGGUCACUACCAAGAGAAAGGAAAUCUUUUUAAAUGGUGUAAAAAAUCUUUUUAGAAAUGAGCCAAGAAUCAGCGACAAUUCUGCUUCCCAGUCAUAGUCUCGCAUUAGGAAGGAAUCCCACUUGUAUCAAAGCAGGAAGAGUAUAUAAAGGACUAUGAAGACAAAUUUUCAAGGUCUUUGAAAGUCAGGGACAUUUUCACUGUCAUUCUAAAGAUUUCUAACGAUUUUAUGAGACAGUGAGUGAACAAUGAGUCUCUUAUGGACUCUAUAAAGCAGAUCUGAAAAUGUCAAUUCUGCUUUAACCGGAUUAUACUUGAUAUUGAAUGUUAAAAGGUUGGACAACAAAAGAAAUAUGUGAAAACCAACAGGAGACAAUACAAAAAAAUACAAACUAUAACUUACAAAUUUAGAAUCGAUAUCCAGUUGACUGUAGUUUACAACUGAUAUCUAUCGAAGUGAGUCUAUAGAUUGUAACACACUUCCAACAACAAGUAUCACAGGCGUUAGGAAAUUUACUUAUAAAAGUAAUUCAUCGAAUUUUUACAUUCUCGCAAAGUGUUUACAACUCAACUUUACAGUGCAAAAGUUUACAGUCGUGGGCAAACACAGUGUAUUCCUACAUGCUCUUGUGAUGAAACCAGGCAAACAAACUCUCAAGUGCAUUUUGACAACAAUUUGAGUUUAAAGCUGAGCAAAGUUUACGGUGCAAUCAAGAAAACUAUAAGUUUCCAGUACAAUUUAGGAAACCCUGAGUCUGAAGUGAAUUUUACACCAGAUGUUUACAGUGAAAUUGGGCAAACAAGUCACUUUUAUAGUAAAUUGUCUCUCAAAGAGGUUUACAAUGCAUUCUUAGGAGAGGGAUUUACAGAGAUUUUGGCAAAUCUGUAGGAUUUACAGCGCACGGAGCAGACAUUUAGUUUUUCUUGCACAUUCUGGUACCCAAUUGAAAUUUACACCAAACUCCAACAAAAAACAAUUUACAGUAAAUCAGGACAAGGUUUAUAGUGCAUAAGCAUCCUAGUCAAAGUUUACAUUAAAUCCUGGCAAAGUUUACAGUAAAUCAGUGCAAUUCCAAGAGGAGAAGUUUACAGUGCAUUCAAGGAACUGAACUUUACAGUGAAUCCAAUGAACCGAACUUUACAGUGCAUUCAAAGAACUGAAUUUUACAGUGCAUCCAAUGAAUCGAACUUUACCGUGCAUUCCAUGAAGUGAACUUUACCGUGCAUUCCAUGAAGUGAACUUUACAGUGCAUUACACCACGAAAUGAACUUUCCGGUGUAUUCCAGGAUCUAAACUGGCCAUCAAAUUCUGCACAUUUUUAGUGACUUGAGCAAGUAAGGUGCAAAACUUUUGAAAUGACCGGUAAAAUAUGCUGAAUGUCUUGUUCUAAUGUGAACCCGAAUCAUUCGUAGCGUGGUCGAACAUGGUGUGAAUUUUUUUAUAGUCUUUCCGCAAAUUUGGCAAACAUUACUAACAGCAGGCAGGAUCUAGCGACAAGAUGGAAUACCACCUUGUGAUAUUUAAUAUUUUUAUAUUGCUUCCUCUUUUCCUACCUGGAGUUAUUUUGGCGUGCACGACGUUAAUGUCCGGUGGGAUUUAUACGGCAGACUGCACCGGGCGAGGUAUGAUGGAAAUACCACUCGGUUUACCGCACGAUAUCAAAGCACUCGAUUUCAAAAACAACUCACUUACGAAACUAUUCGACAAUAUGUUUUUAGAUUUCAAAGAUCUGCAUCAUUUGUAUUUAAGUUUUAACGAGAUCAGCCGGAUUGAGCACGAAGCGUUCUUUGGCAUUAGGAAUCUGAUUAGUUUAGAUUUGGAGGGAAAUAAGCUAAAUGUGGUCCCCUACGAUGUCUUCCAUGAUUUCACAUCCCUCGUACACCUCAAUCUCAACAGAAAUCCUCUAAAGCUCAUUCAAGACUAUGCAUUCCCCGGCCUUCCAGCAUUAGAGGUUCUCACCUUAGAACAUUGCCAAAUAGACACGAUAAAAAAACGCGCUUUCCUCGGUCUAAACCAGUUAAAGGAGUUAAGCUUAGCAUAUAAUGAGUUAACAACACUAAGUUCGGAGGUCCAUUCGACAUUGAAUUCACAUUCCUUGGAGGUUCUAAAGCUAUGGGGAAAUCCUUGGCACUGUGACUGCAAUAUUCGCUGGAUUAAAAUCUGGUUAAAGAUGGCACAGGAUGAUAUAACGUGGUGGGUCGGUGACCGGGUGCCGACGUGCGUUUCGCCACAUCAGAUGGAGCGACGUGAGUGGCCGAAUUUACAAAUUGAUCACUUUGCAUGCACGCCCAUAAUCGGGACGAGCACAGCGAUAGUGAAUAGUUUUAGUGGGACGAACGUUAGUUUAACAUGUGAGAUUUACGCGAAGCCAAAAGGAACAGCAAAGUGGUACAAAGGAACAAAAUUACUAGAGGAACAAAAAUUAUACCACAUUGUAAACAUGUAUGGCAAUGAUUAUAAUUUUACUACUACUUUGAAAUUAUAUAACGUAAAUAUCAACGAUUCUGGACAAUACUACUGCAUGGGGACGAACUACGCUGGCCAAUCAGAGGCAAGUAUCGAGGUACUCGUAAUGAAACGCACCAGAAAACCUCAGUUAGAUUUCAUAUAUUUUGAUAUCGGUACGAUCGUGGGCGUAAUCUUAGCUGCUGUUAUUAUCAUUGCCUUAAUUGUGAUCGCGUGUUAUGUGUGCGUUCAACGGCGCAAUAAGAAAAAGAAAAAGAAACUCAAAAAGGCUGAGAAACUGAAAACUGCAAGUAUUGAACGAGAUAUAGUUUAUACAAGUAAUACAAAAACGGAUUUAUUCGAGGAGGACGAUGGACCGACUUGUACUGUCAAAAUAAAUAAUUCCACCUAUUACUCGGACCCUUACCGGUUCCCCGAGGAGGGAGAUGAAGAAAAAACACAUAUAUUUAGUAAUCAGCAACAUCGCCAGUGGCAAGGUAGUUUAGGUGUACAUAAUCCAACUGCUUCUCCAUGCUCGCCAUCCGGGUCAGAUAAUAUCCGGUCUAAUCCAUCCGGUUCGGACACAAUCCGGUCAAAUCGGUCAGGGACGGACACCAUUCGGUCUAACCGGUCAGGAACUAAUACAGUACACUCAGACCGGUCAGGAACUAAUACAAUACACUCAGACCGGUCAGCACCAGAGAUGGUGCGUUCAAACCGGUCAGCACCAGAGACCAUGCGUUCAAACCGGUCACAAGCUGAUACAGUCCGUUCAAAUCGGUCUAACCACCGACCAAUCCCGCCAAAAAUUCCUGAAACGGAUACUGGUUACCAUGACAACAGGUCCCCCACAUCUAAUACAGUUCCUCGCUCAACUUUUAAACCAGAAAGACCGUUUUCUUCGACUGGUUACACGGAAAGCGGUUAUCUGACUUCUUCGACGGUUCCAGCGUUAUCGCCAGCUGAAUCCUACCAAAGCUCCACCUAUACACCCACAACGGAUACACAAAACUUGAAUUUAGAUGAUGAUCCAUAUUAUUAUGGGACGAUUGUAUAAGAUUUUUGUAUUGAUGUAUAUGAGACGAGCUGCAGUAUCAGUCAUAAUAGUAUUGUAACACCCUUAUUAUCAUCGUCCUUGUUUGCCUUUAAACACGACAAUUCCUCUUCCUCGUUAUUGCCCUCUGAUGGAUUCUUUCUAUAUUUGUUUUCUUAGUAUAUCUGACACGGUGGUUCGUAAUUGUGAAUCUUCCACUGAAAAUCACCCUUAUUUCAAUCUGGCAAAAUAAGGGGUUGACAUUUUUACACAUUUUACAUUCUUUAUCUGAGCCUCAUGCCAUAGGGCUUCAGAAUCACUACCAACAUAUAAUCUCCAAAAGCAGGUCCAGUGAGUAUCAAUAGAAAGUGAAUCAAGAUUUUUUACAAGCCCAUUAGCCGACUUGUUCUGGAUCUACAGUCUAGAAAGUGAAACUUUUCAUCGAGACACACUGUAUAAUUUCCAGAGAGGAGACCGUGUCGCCCUCUUUUUGUCUCUAAAAGCACUAAUGUAAAUAAUUGUAAUACGUUUGCUGUAAAUAAUUGGAUGCAAAAUGUUUGUAUAUUUUACUUUGUGAUCAGAAGCUCAACGCAUGGCUAAAAUACUGUUGUUGCUUGCAUGUACAGUUCUUCUUAUAAUGCCUCAUCUCUCCGCAACAGACUACACGUGACAAAGUGGACUGUUCAUUCUUUAGUUCACGUGAGUGUUACACGUGACGAAAAUGACUCUUCAUUCUUCAUAUCACAUGAUUCCUAACACGUGACAAAGAUGAACAUUGAUUCUUCUGUUUAAUUGAGUCCUUUCACGUGAUAAAAAUUACUGUUUAUACUUUAUCAAGCAAGUGUUACGCGUGACAAAGACAGCUGUUCAUUCUUCAGGUCACGUGAGUUCUUCCACGCGACAAAAAACAACUGUUUUUCAGUUCACCUGAGUCAUGACACAUGAUAUGAUAAAUGUGGCUUCUGAGAAAUCCCAGCCUGGCAUAGUGCUGCAUACUCCUAUCCUUUUGCUAAUAAAGCAACUUGAUCACCAAUCUGUACCAAAAAACCUCUAUUUUGAAUAUUUCUUCAUUAGGCGACCGAAAGAUGAUAAUCUUUAUCCUACAUGUCCUAGUAUCUUCCAUAAUCCAUGGAUCUUAUCGCUGAAGUAACUUCUUAAAAAAGUAAGAAACCUUUCUCUAACGAUCACUAUACUAUGUAUGUAUAUUUCAACCAUUUUGAGAAUACUUAUUCGUUCUCAAACGGGUCAGGAGUCAUCCAGACUACUAGAAGGCAACACUUACUCCAACGAUAGACUUCAGUACCAGGUUAGUACCAUUUAGAAAAUUGAGAGGAUUUCUGAUUGACUCAGUUUUUCCUGUAGAAAUAUACCUAGGGUUUCAGUCUGUGUCCUGGUAGGUCAGUGUAACUUUGUUUACAAAGUAAUCCAAUUGAUAUCGGCCUAAUUAGGUGUAUUUUCAAA
This is a messenger RNA of Lineus longissimus, 8115 nucleotides long. RefSeq names its product leucine-rich repeat-containing protein 24-like. Gene Ontology annotation, molecular function: protein binding. Bases 4675 to 6678 code for a protein of 667 amino acids. The transcript is spliced from 2 exons. The record is from RefSeq and is a predicted model, not a curated record. Lineage: Eukaryota; Metazoa; Nemertea; Pilidiophora; Heteronemertea; Lineidae. Gene Ontology annotation, cellular component: plasma membrane.